Ruditapes philippinarum (Manila clam) is the source of this 1197-nucleotide messenger RNA. RefSeq names its product C-type lectin domain family 4 member G-like. Gene Ontology annotation, molecular function: carbohydrate binding. Gene Ontology annotation, biological process: biological process involved in interspecies interaction between organisms. Gene Ontology annotation, cellular component: external side of plasma membrane. The record is from RefSeq and is a predicted model, not a curated record. The annotation marks the transcript as partial. The transcript is spliced from 4 exons. Lineage: Eukaryota; Metazoa; Mollusca; Bivalvia; Venerida; Veneridae.
GUAUGCUUGUUCCACUCACCGGAUAACUUCGCUGGCCUGCCUCACACGAUCUACACGAGUUCGUGCGGAAAGCAAUCGGAUUGUGAAACAUUGUCGCAUACGGUCGGAAGUAACAGAUGUAUACCAAACUGCUGCACAGAGGACUUCUGUAAUGACAAAUGUGCAUUACCGUUAGAAAAUAGCACUUCUACUGCUACACCAUAUUACACAUCUAAAGUAACAACAGUGACUCCACCUACAUCAACUGCACUGCCACUGACCAAACGUUGUCAAAACGAUGAUAAGUAUAUAUAUUUACAAAACUCCGAGGCAGAGUUAUGUGUUCACAUUGUGAACAGUGAUCAUAAGCACUGGGAUAGAGCACAAACAAGCUGCCAGAACGCAGGAGACAACCUUGUCGUCCUUGACAGUCAUUCUAAAGCCCUGCUGCUCAGAGGUUUCCUCGCAAAUCACUCACACGACUAUCAUAAAGAAGGCUACUGGAUAGGGGCUGAAAGGAUCUCUGAUAGAUUUGAAUGGCUGAACCACACCCCGUUGAAUGCCACCGAGGCGGACUGGGAUUCAGACCAUCCUGAUAAUAAAGAAACACAUAACAGGGUCUGUGUGAGCAUGCACAAAGACUCCAGACACACAGACCAGAGCUACAAGUGGCAUGACCAUGAAUGUACAGAAAAAAUUUACAAUUAUAUAUGUGAAAAAGUGUGAAUUGUUUGAAGUAAUGAAAUUGUGAUACGUAUUAUAUACGGUGUAUUUAUUAAUAUUUCUACACGUACUGGGUCACAAUAUUACCUUUUAGAUUUUCAUAUAAGUCUAAUUUUAAAAGUAAACUGAAACUUUUUUUCUUUCCUUAAACAUCACUUUAAAUAAGAUUUCAUAUCUGCAGAUGUGUGGCAUUUCGAAUAGGUAGAAAAAGUAACAAAUGUUCUAAUUUUAUUAGAAAUGUUUAUUAUUACAUAAUAUACUAGUAAACAAUUAUCAGUCACAUUUUUGAUAAUAUAUACAAAUUUGUUGAAUUGUUAGACAUUGUUCUCUUUUGUUAUGAUAGUCAUGUGUUUAAAAUAACAGAACAAUAAUAAUAUAUGUCCCUUCUACAAGAACCUCUGACCAAAUGUCUUCUUUAUCCGAAACGUUUAUUAUUUCACAUUCAUAAUAAAAAUAUUUGCGAACUAUUAAAAUUUAGUAAGGUUCCUCUUUUGU